Molecule: messenger RNA, 1713 nt
Organism: Moesziomyces antarcticus
Lineage: Eukaryota; Fungi; Basidiomycota; Ustilaginomycetes; Ustilaginales; Ustilaginaceae
Product: p-loop containing nucleoside triphosphate hydrolase protein
Exons: 1
Coding region: 1-1713 (570 amino acids)
Cellular component (GO): mitochondrion
Molecular function (GO): GTP binding; GTPase activity
Source: RefSeq, a predicted model, not a curated record
AUGCUGCGGUCAAUACUGCGUCCAGCGCGGCCGCCAGGGUCAUUGUCGAGGCUGGCGGUGCGUCCAUUCGAGCCGCAUGCGGCAAGUCGACCGCUGGGACGGCGCUUGGUAUCGUCCAGCGCCGCUUUCGCCGAGGAGGCGAGUACAUCUUCAGCACCCACGCCAACCGCAACGGUAGUGAAGGAUGGCUUUGUUCCACGCAGCACAUUCGCCUUGCCAUCGACUACGCCGUCAUGGUACGCUGGCCACAUGGCGCGGGCGAUCCGCUCGAUGCCGUACCUCCUGGCGCGCUACCCCCCUCCGCUCGUGAUCGAAGCGCGCGAUGCACGUCUGCCGCUCACAUCGAUCAACCCGGUCUUCGAGCAGCUGCUGCGACGCGCACCCACAGCCAACGAAGGACUCGAUACCGACACGGGCGUGUCGACAUGGCGCACCCGCCGGCUCAUCGUCUAUCUCAAGCGCGAUCUCAUCCAUCCCUCGGUCGAAGCGAGCAUCACAGAGGCAUUGCGCGAACAGGAUCCGCUCCAGCACGUCAUCUUUGUUGACUCUCGAGUGGAUGCCGAUGUGAAGAAGGUCUUGCAUUGGGUGGAGCGUCAGGCACGAAAGAUCGAUCGAGACCAAGAGGCGAGUGCGCCACCGCAGGUGUCGGAAAAAGCAGCACGACGCGCAAAAAAGGGGCUCAGUGGGGCGUUUCGCCACACACCUACGCCGGAAGAGGGCGUAAGACUGUUGAUUCUCGGCAUGCCCAAUGUGGGCAAGAGCAGCUUGUUGAAUGCGCUGCGCAGAGUGGGUACAGGCAAGGGAAAGGCAGCCAGUACCGCUCCGCAUCCAGGACAUACUCGCAAGCUCACGGGUACCGUAAGGAUCAGCAAGGCCGGCCCCACCAAACAGCCUCCCGAACCUCCUGCGCCGUCUCGACGCGGCGCCAAUCGAGCCCGUUCCGACCAAGACGAAGAUACAGCGGACACGGCGGGUGAAAGUGCAUUCAUGCUCUCCACGCAAGAAUCCACCCCGGCGGAAGGGGAAAAGAAGCGCGGUGUACCGAUCUACGUGUACGACACGCCGGGUGUGAUGGUGCCCUUCCUGGGUCACGGUUCCGCCGGUGCCGAGCGCGGCAUCAAGCUCGCCAUCACUGCAGGCAUCAAGGAUUCGCUAUUCGACGUGCAGCUCCUCGCCGACUAUCUGCUGUACCGUCUCAACUUGCGUCCCUCGCAACCGGAUAGCUUGCCAUCGUACGUGCAGAAUUUGCCGCUUUCGAUGGGCGACUACGUUGCGACGUGCGACGAUGCUCAGGGCAGGACGAACUCGAUCUCCGAGCUGCUGUGGCAUGUCGCCGGCAAAGCCCCGGGUUCGCUUCGCAAGGGUAAUGUACGCGACCUCGAUGCAGCAGCCCAGUUCAUGCUGCAGCAUUGGAGGACCGGAAAGCUCGAUGCGAAUACCGAGCUGGAUCUCAACACUACCGAUCAUGACACUAUCCGGCAGCGGGUGAAGGGGUUCUUUGAAACGGGCCUGCUUGGCGAUUCGGGUGUGGUUACCGAUAAGACACUCGAUCCCAUCCCCAACGAAAGUGACGAUGGGAAGGUGAGGGGGGAAAGCAAGAAUCAGGAACGCAAACGCGUCAAGAAGGCCGAGGUGCUGCAGCGCAAACACAAGCUCAUGGCCAAAGGUAUUGCGGUGGGCGCCAAACCCAAGCACAAGCGAAAGUCCAAGUGA